AAGAGAAGGAAAGGGUGCAUGUGACUGAUCACGCCUCCACCGCAAAAGAGAAAAAAAGGUCCACAUACACUCUCUUCUCUCUCUCUCUUCCGGCGAUUCACUUCAAAUUUCGCAACCGUGCUCCGCCGCAUCCACCGCCGUGGGAACAAAUAUCGCCGCAUCUCUGCGUUUCACGACCUUCCGCCGCCGACGCCGAUUGGACUUAUUAUGAUGUAAGGUCGUUGAACGAAAGAGGAGGGAAAAAUUAGGAUUGAGAUCUGUUGAUUUUUGAUUUUCAAAUGCUUGCGAAGAAUCGGCUGCCGGGAAGCGGCCACACUACUCCGUCUCCUCCGGCGUCUCCUCGCCGUUCUCCUCGUUACCGUCACGGCCGGUCAAAAGCCGCCGGUCGAAUUCCUACCGUUCAGCCAAGUCGGACCCUUGCUCAUCGCCUAUCCUGGAUCCUUUUAUCGGUUCUUCUCCGGCGUCAGGGAAUUUUCCUCUUCGCUCCUCUCAUCUAUAUCUCCUGUAUGCUUCUUUACAUGGGCACCGUUUCGUUCGAUGUUGUUCCCAUCAUCCAGCGUAAGCCUCCGCCAGGAUCCGUCUACAAAAGCCCGCAGGUUUACGCUAAGCUCCGCCCUGAGAUGGACGCCGAUGAUUCCACGGCUGAUGCGAUAUCAACCAUUUGGAAACAUUCCUAUAAAGCUGGGGAGUGGAAGCCGUACGUGAACAAGUCUAGUGGAGCCUUACCCGAUUCAAACGGUUUCAUAUAUGUCGAGGCAAAUGGAGGCUUGAAUCAGCAACGGACAUCGAUAUGCAAUGCGGUUGCUGUGGCAGGCUAUCUAAAUGCAACACUAGUAAUUCCCAACUUCCAUUAUCACAGCAUAUGGAGAGAUCCAAGUAAAUUUGGAGACAUCUACGACGAAGAGUUCUUUGUCAAUACCUUAGCAAAUGAUGUCCGGGUGGUUGAUACAAUUCCUGAAUAUCUAAUGGAACGUUUUGACUAUAACAUGACAAAUGUUUACAACUUCAGAGUUAAAGCAUGGUCACCUAUUCAAUAUUACCGGGACUCCAUCUUGCCGAAGCUACUUGAGGAGAAGGUUAUACGAAUAUCCCCAUUUGCGAACAGACUUUCGUUUGAUGCGCCUCAACCUGUCCAGAGACUUAGAUGUUUGGCGAAUUACGAAGCCUUGAAGUUUUCGAAACCCAUUCUAACCCUAGGGGAAACACUGGUGAAGAGAAUGAAGGAGCAAAGUGCAAACCAUGGAGCGAAGUACGUAUCUGUACAUCUGCGUUUUGAAGAGGACAUGGUGGCUUUCUCCUGUUGUGUAUUUGAUGGUGGUAACCAAGAAAAACAAGAUAUGGUUGCAGCAAGAGAACGAGGAUGGAAAGGAAAGUUUACAAAACCAGGCCGCGUUAUUCGACCUGGUGCUAUUAGGCAAAAUGGAAAAUGCCCGUUAACUCCUUUAGAGGUGGGUUUAAUGCUUAGAGGAAUGGGAUUCAACAAAAGCACAUAUAUUUUCCUUGCGUCUGGUCAGAUAUAUAAUGCGAAUAGAACUAUGGCCCCGCUACUGGAGAUGUUCCCGAACUUACAAACUAAGGAGAUGCUUGCAUCAGAGGAGGAACUUGCUCCGUAUAAGAACUUCUCUUCCAGAAUGGCUGCAAUAGAUUACACGGUCUGUCUCCACAGUGAGGUAUUUGUGACCACACAAGGUGGAAACUUUCCUCAUUUCCUCAUGGGUCAUCGGAGAUAUUUAUACGGUGGACAUUCCAAAACCAUUAGACCGGACAAGCGAAAGUUAGCAAUCCUCUUCGACAAUCCCAACAUAGGAUGGCGAAGUUUUAAACGUCAAAUGCUAAACAUGAGGUCUCAUAGUGACUCGAAGGGGAUUGAGCUAAAACGACCUAAUGACUCCAUUUACACAUUCCCUUGCCCUGACUGCAUGUCCCGUAGGAACAAAACAACAACCCCAGAUUCCAGACCACCUCCUGCCACCUGAAAGCACACAUAUUUUAUUGCCGGCCGACCAGAAUGUAAAGGCCGUGUUCAUUGCUUGUAAUUCUAAUUCUUUCGAAUCAGAGUGGACUUGGCGACUCGGCCCGCGCAGAGUUUUAGGGAGACAGCGUUUGGAGGAUGAAAUCGUCUAUUUAUCUCCGGGAAGGGUCUGCCGAGGAGUAACAGCCACAACAUUGUUUGAUACUUUUGACACAUUGAAGCUGAUGCAUAUAACAGGAGAGAAAAUUUGAGGUUUAGUUCAAUCCCUGGCUGCUGCUGGGGCAAAGAAUAGGACAGUGAUUGGAUCUUGUUUUUUUUUUGGGGUGUUUUACGGUUUGAAACGUUUGCGUUUUGUACAUUUUGUAAACGCAGACGUCAGAGUCUUUGCGUUAGGAGAUAUGUAGAGACGAACAGGAGGGGAGAAGAAGCUGCCCAAAAAGUUUUGUACAUUUGAUUUGGUUAGAGAGUAGAGACCAUCGUGUCUUUUAUUUUUUUGGGUUUAUUUAAUUUAAUUCUUUGAAAUAGGGCUUUAAUUGUUUUCACAAUAUUCUUAUGAUUCUUCAGAGGUGAAUCUUAUGUUUCAUUCAGAAAAUAAUGUUCAAUAUUGAUUUGAUUCUUUAUUUA
Molecule: messenger RNA, 2596 nt
Organism: Eutrema salsugineum
Lineage: Eukaryota; Viridiplantae; Streptophyta; Magnoliopsida; Brassicales; Brassicaceae
Product: protein ESMERALDA 1
Exons: 10
Coding region: 279-1976 (565 amino acids)
Source: RefSeq, a predicted model, not a curated record